Messenger RNA from Xyrauchen texanus (razorback sucker), 1415 nucleotides. RefSeq names its product glycosylated lysosomal membrane protein (gene glmp). The record is from RefSeq and is a predicted model, not a curated record. Bases 54 to 1271 code for a protein of 405 amino acids. NCBI's taxonomy places the organism in Eukaryota, Metazoa, Chordata, Actinopteri, Cypriniformes, Catostomidae. The transcript is spliced from 6 exons. Gene Ontology annotation, cellular component: lysosome.
AAACACAGACGUCAUGUGAUUUCUCUAUUCCGCAUCUGUGUUCAGUUUCAAACAUGUCGAUGAUUAAAACACAUUUAAUCUGUUCGGCGCUGUUUGUUGUGUUCGGUUGUGCGUUUGCAUUCCUGGGAAAUGGAGAGAAAUUCCGACGGAAGGUCACUAUAGAACUGAACCCUGGAUUGAAGCCCCCCUCCACACUGCCCCCUGGAGUCGGUCUGGUGCAUGUGCGAGCACUGGGGGACAAUGACACACUUCAUUUCUUUCUUUAUAAUCAUGGAGCCCCAGCAGUGCUGCUGGUCCACAGUAACAGCACAGAAUCGACAGUGCAGGUGGACUGGCCUGAGUUUAUAAACCGCAGUUCAUCCGGCAGCCUGAAGGUGGAGCCAGAGAGAAGCGUGCAGUUCAGCCGUGCACUAGUUUUCACUAGACUCUGGGAGUACAGUGACGUCAAUAACACGGCUGACCCACAGCAUACUGCCGAGUCAAGUUUUUACCCUCCUUACGAGCUCCAGAACUUCAUCUGGUCGGGUUUGAACGCAUCUGUCAACCAAUCCGACCACACGGUAACGUUCUGCGGAGGUGACGAAUCCGUCAGUUUCAUCAACGGCUCCCUCUGUCUGCAGUUCUCAGCGUUUGAGUCAGAAGGUCGCCCGUCGGCGUGGCCGAGCCUCCGCCAUAACGCAAACUGCAGCCAGCUCCACGUGUGGUUGGACGGCGUGACGCCGCGAGCCAAUUACUCGCGAUUCUCUCUGGAGCUCCAGACCGUUGGCGACUCUGGAUUCCAGGGACGAGUAGAUGUUCGAAGCUCCAUCGAUGAUGAAUACACUCCCUCCAUUUUUAAGGUGUCACAGUGGGUCUCGUCUCCGGUCAACACCAGCACUGUUUGGGGCUACACGCAGUGGAAACCUGUUGCGUAUCGCAAACCCAAACCUGUGUUUGAGGACGCCACACCCUGCAUGCACUCUGAACCCGUUCCCAUGACCCAGCUCCCUCCGUCUGGUCUGGUUCAGGCGUAUUUCAAAGAUUCUCAAACGUACGGGCUGAACAUAAGCUUCGGAAUCGCUGGAGACCCGUUUUACAACGCAACCAAUUACCUCAGCUGGUCUGUUUUAAUGGGCAUGGGCAAUCCACCGGUCGACUCGUUCUCCACUUUAAUCCUUGCCAUCAUGGCUGUUGGACUCGGCGCUCCACUGGUGAUCGUUAUCGUGGGUGGAGUUUAUGUUUUGAUCCGAAAGAGGACGUCGCAAUCAACGGGAUAUGAGCCAAUCAACUGAGACAUUGUGGCACAAGCUCCGCCCCCAUGCUCUUACUGACUAAUCGACAGUCAGGUGGGCGUGACCGAGACAGAGUGGCCAAUUAGAUUGUCAGUGUGCACGUUACUGAUAAACUCUAUGAUAGAUCUCCGGAUUGGCCAAUCA